Molecule: messenger RNA, 1650 nt
Organism: Lachancea meyersii CBS 8951
Lineage: Eukaryota; Fungi; Ascomycota; Saccharomycetes; Saccharomycetales; Saccharomycetaceae
Source: the annotation of a GenBank genome assembly
AUGUUGUCCCGUUACUCUGUUGUCCGCACAGCGGCCAGAUCGCUGGCCAAGGCCGGCGUUGCCCGUGCCGUCGUUAGACCUGUGGCUGCCACCAUGAUCGCUGGCUCCAGACGUUGUGCGUCUGCCAAGGCCCAGCCCACCGAAGUGUCCUCGAUCCUCGAGGAACGUAUCCGUGGUGUUUCUGAGGAGACCAACCUAAACGAAACCGGUCGUGUCCUUUCCGUCGGUGACGGUAUUGCCCGUGUUUUCGGUUUGAACAACGUCCAGGCCGAAGAAUUGGUCGAAUUCUCCUCUGGUGUCAAAGGUAUGGCUUUGAACUUGGAACCCGGCCAAGUCGGUAUUGUGUUGUUCGGUUCUGACCGUCUCGUCAAGGAAGGUGAGGUGGUCAAGCGUACUGGCCAGAUUGUCGACGUCCCAGUCGGUCCAGCCAUGUUGGGCCGUGUCGUUGACGCUCUAGGUGCUCCAAUCGACGGUAAGGGUCCUAUCAAGGCCGCCGGCCGUUCUCGUGCCCAGGUCAAGGCACCAGGUAUCUUGCCAAGAAGAUCCGUCCACGAGCCUGUCCAGACCGGUCUUAAGGCUGUCGACUCUUUGGUCCCUAUCGGAAGAGGUCAAAGAGAACUUAUCAUCGGUGACCGUCAAACCGGUAAAACUGCUGUCGCCAUCGACACCAUCUUGAACCAAAAGAGAUGGAACGACGGUACCGACGAGUCCAAGAAACUAUACUGUGUCUACGUCGCUGUCGGUCAAAAGAGAUCCACCGUUGCUCAGCUUGUCCAGACUUUGGAACAACACGACGCUUUGAAAUACACCGUCAUUGUCGCCGCCACCGCUUCCGAAGCCGCUCCUUUGCAAUACAUUGCUCCUUUCACCGCUGCCGCCAUCGGUGAAUGGUUCAGAGACAACGGUAGACACGCCGUUAUUGUGUACGACGAUUUGUCCAAGCAGGCCGUCGCCUACCGUCAACUUUCUUUAUUGCUAAGACGUCCUCCUGGUCGUGAAGCUUACCCAGGUGAUGUUUUCUACUUGCACUCCAGAUUGUUGGAGAGAGCUGCCAAGAUGUCCGAAAAGAACGGUGCCGGUUCUCUAACCGCUUUGCCAGUCAUUGAGACCCAAGGUGGUGAUGUGUCUGCUUAUAUUCCUACCAACGUUAUUUCCAUUACCGAUGGCCAAAUUUUCUUGGAAGCCGAAUUGUUCUACAAGGGUAUCAGACCAGCCAUUAACGUCGGUUUGUCCGUGUCCCGUGUCGGUUCCGCUGCUCAAGUCAAGGCCAUGAAGCAGGUUGCUGGUUCUUUGAAGCUUUUCUUGGCUCAAUACAGAGAAGUCGCUGCUUUCGCGCAAUUCGGUUCCGAUUUGGACGCUUCCACCAAGCAGACUUUGGCUAGAGGUGAGAGAUUGACUCAAAUCUUGAAGCAAAGCCAAUUUGCCCCAAUGGCCGCUGAAGAGCAAGUGCCAUUGAUUUACGCCGGUGUUAACGGUUACUUGGACAACGUUGAGUUGACCAGAAUCGCCGAGUUCGAGAGCACAUUCUUGCCAUACUUGAAGGCCAACCACGAAGACAUCAUCUCUGCCAUCAGAGAGAAGGGUGAGUUGUCCAAGGACUUGUUGGCUGCUUUGAAGAAGGCCACCGAAUCGUUUGUUGCCACCUUUUAA